AUGAUGAAUUUCCAAAUUUCAAAGAUUGUAGCAGUUGCGCUGCUCUUUUGCCUGGUUGUCUUCUCUCUUUCUACAUCUGCUUUGGCUAAAACUAAACAUGCAAAGCCGGCAAAAGUAGCACCACUCAAAGUAGGAUUUUACUCGAAAUCAUGUCCACUCGCCGAGAAGAUUGUAAGAAAUGCAGUGAACAAAGCCGUGUCCCUCAAUCCAGGAAUAGCUGCUGGCCUCGUUAGGAUGCAUUUCCACGACUGCUUUGUCAGGGGUUGUGAUGCCCACAGUUCGUUACUGCUGGAUUCGAUGCCUGGAAAACCUGCUGGGGAGAAAGACAAUUCGGCAAAUAACCCAAGUCUUCGAGGGUUCGAGUUAAUUAACGAGGCAAAAGCUCUAAUUGAGGCUAUAUGUCCUGAAACCGUCUCAUGUGCGGACAUUCUUGCAUUUGCUGCUCGAGAUAGUACCCUUAAAGCUGGAGAUAUUUACUACGACGUGCCGGCUGGACGUCGGACCGUGUUUCUUUGA
This is a messenger RNA of Fraxinus pennsylvanica, 516 nucleotides long. Lineage: Eukaryota; Viridiplantae; Streptophyta; Magnoliopsida; Lamiales; Oleaceae. The record is from the annotation of a GenBank genome assembly.